GUGAGAUCAGAGCUGUGACUGAACUGUGACUCCGAACGGCCCCCACAGUGCUAGCAACAGCUGCCGGUGUCGAAGUCCUGCAGUUCUAAUGAGGCAUCGCUCAUAUGCCUAACCUGGAGCUGUUUCAGUCGAUAUUACAGCGGGUUGCUCAUCUUCUCUCGUGUUGACUUGUACACAACACACACUUGGACGUAACUUCAGUGAACAGGUCUUCUAAGUCUACUUCGUAGCUGUGUCAGCCUCAGGCAGCAACGUAUCAUCAUCCAAAAAGCCAUACUCUGUGCUUAACCGGCUGCGUAGCUCGUUGGCAAAUACAAUAGUCCGUUUUCACCUGAUUAGUCGACAUCAUCAUAGACAUCAAAUAUGCCUCUGGUCAUCGAGCCCGCCACGGAAGCGGAUUUGUCUGACUAUGUUGACAUUCAACACGCUGCUUUCGCUGACGGCGAGGUUGGCCUACUACUCAACUCCAGAGGACCAUUGACAGAAGCUCGUCGCAAGAUGUAUCACGAGCGAUCACUAAACGACAUGAAGAAUCCGACCUAUCAUUACAUCAAGUGCGUCGACACGGACCUAAAUAAGACCAUCGGCUUUGGUAAAUGGCGAAUCCAUCCAAAUGGCAGGACGCAACAGGAAGUUGAUGAUAGCUGGUAUACGCCGACGCCACAGCCAGAGAGCAAUGUGAAGGCUGAGCAUGACUUCUUCAUGUAUCUGAACGAGUCCAGGAGAGAUUAUAUGGGAACGAAGCCGGUUGUUUUCUUACAUGUGAUGGUCACACUUCCCGAGCACCAGGGACGAGGCGCCGGGAGGAUGAUGAUGAAGUGGGGUGUUGAUGAAGCAGACCGGCUUGGUCUUGAUGCAUACGUUGAAUCAUCAGAGGCUGGCCGUCGUUUAUACGAGAGCUUUGGUUUCAAAAUGCUGAAAGAGCGUAUAUGGAAGCUGGCAGACUACGGCAUACCUGGAGAUCUCACUGCAACGAAUGCGAUUCUCUGGCGCGACGCUCCAUCUAAAAAGGUGGUCUGAUUUGGGUUUCCGUUAUAGUUUCAAGAGUUCCAUGUGCAUGUUGGUAGAGGUAGACAGUCGUAUCAGGAUUGUAUACUGGUUACCUGUUCCAAUAUGUGGCAGGGCGGGCCUCGGUGGUUGUUCGUACAAGACGAAUGAAACAACUAUUUCCAGCAA
Molecule: messenger RNA, 1176 nt
Organism: Pseudovirgaria hyperparasitica
Lineage: Eukaryota; Fungi; Ascomycota; Dothideomycetes; Acrospermales; Acrospermaceae
Product: acyl-CoA N-acyltransferase
Exons: 3
Coding region: 364-1020 (218 amino acids)
Molecular function (GO): acyltransferase activity, transferring groups other than amino-acyl groups
Source: RefSeq, a predicted model, not a curated record